This is a messenger RNA of Camellia sinensis, 2692 nucleotides long. Lineage: Eukaryota; Viridiplantae; Streptophyta; Magnoliopsida; Ericales; Theaceae. The record is from RefSeq and is a predicted model, not a curated record.
UCUUACUUUUUGGUUUUUCUUCUUAUUCUUUCUUUUUUUCUUUCACUGUCUUUUUUGAACUCUCUUAUUUUUCAACUCCAUAAUACAAGAAACAAAAUAACGCAAAGAACAACAAAAACUGGACUGGGUUGACACUAAGAGCCGGUCAAUCCUUAAUGAAGCAUAGUCAGGUAUAAAGGCAGCCGACUGGGCUUUGAUAGUGGCAGGGGUAGUUUUGGCCUUUCCUCGUGAUUUGUUUGUUUAAAACAAACCCAAAACCUAUUUCCUCACACCCUUUCAUCCGAAAUCCCUUCCUCUCUCUCUCUCUCUCUCUCUCUCUAGAUUUCCUCUUUUCCUUGCGAUACCCAACAAACCUCACCAUUUUUUCUUCAAAACCCUUUCCUUCCUCUACAUUUUGAACCAAUUGGAUUUUGAUUUGGUCAAGAUUUUGGGUUUCUCAUUGUUUUUGCCUUGUUUCUCAUGGGUUUUCUUGGUUUUUGGGGGGCUCACUCUCGUGUUUUUACUUUCCUCUCCCAUUUUCUCUCUCCUGGGGUUUAGCCCCUUACAUUUUUCUUGCUUUCUUUUAACUUCCCCCACUCGUCUCCAUGGCUAGUGACGAAGUUCCCAUUCCAAACCCCACCAUUGGUAUUGGGGCUACCCUAGGCGCAGACAUGGAGGCUGAAGAUGCUCCUGCGUUGCCUCCGCUGGUUGAUAGGCCAUUUGAUGCGGCCACAUGCCAACCACGCACACAUACUCCACCCCCAGGUGGCAUUUUGAGAUUCGAGGGCCUCAUCUCCAAGAUAGACGAGGAUAUCUUGCUACGAGAGCCCACGGAGCACUUGUCUUUCGAUGCCUCUACGGUAAGCAACUUUCCAUUGUUUGGAUGCAUUGUUGGAGCUCACAAGUAGACCACAAGUUAAAUGCCAUAUAUUUCUCAUUUGUAGGUGAUAGCCAGGAGGAUUAGCGGAUACAGAUCCAUAUCUGUGCCUCGGCGCUAAUAUGAGAGACUGCCUGCGGAGGUCCACGCACUAGUUGACGCAGCCAACUUUGGGCCUCUCUGCUUAGGGAUUAUACAGAUGAGGGCCGAGUCGUUGUUGUAUGGGGCCCUGGUCGAGAGAUGGUAGGACACCACAGACUCAUUCCACUUCUCAUCGAUCGGGGAGCUGACUCUAACCUCAUACGAUUUUUCGAUGCUCACUGGCCUGUGGGUCGGGGUUGGCGGUUCGAUCCCAUGUGAUUCUGACAUGACACAGUGGAGAGCCUCAUAGCAUCAGCUUCUUGGAGCGAUCUUAGACACUACCAGCCACAAGAUGGUGAGGUACAGCUGGUUCUUCGAGUACUUCUCCGACUUUCAGCCUACCACUCCAGAUAAGGUCGCCCAGUACAGCCGCGGCUUCCUUAUGUAUCUCCUUGGUACUACCUUGUUUGCGAAUAGGGAAAAUGCCAUGGGGUUAUAUCUUCUGGGGGCACUGGUGCACCCCCCCCCCCCAGGUGGCACAGUAUGAUUGGGGUGGCGCCGGCUUGGCCACCUUAAAUUGCUACAUGAGCUCCAUCUCCCGCCGCAAGGCGGAUUCAUUCAGCGGCUAUUGGAGGGUUUGAGAGCUCUAGGUUUAUACCUACUUCACCUCUUUGACUCCAGUCCUGGUGAGGCCGAUCGAGUUGUCAGUACCCCGCUCACGGUACUACAACUCCCGAUUUAAGCAUCGUCGCCGUGUAGACUAAAACUUCCCUUACUUUUGUUGACUGGCAUCCCUGGGCGGGCAUUUCCCAGGUGUCGAUGAUGACUUAUGUUGUGGCAUGGCAUGCCUCUACCAUGCAGAUUCUAUUUGAGGGCCCCUUUGGCCCGACGUACUACCUAGGGAAGAGGUUCAUCCACCAGGCGUGGGGUGUCGCUGAUCCCGACAUUCCACAUCCACCUCCUCCAAUCAUGAGAGUAGUUGAUGAGCUACAGGACGGUCCUCAGAUCGACCUCCUAAUGUUAGGUGAGGAUGGUGAUCAUCAUCAUGAGCCUGGCAACUUCACUACCUUCUUACACACUCAGGUGAUGACGCCUCUUACCUCGGGCAUGGCUCAAGCUGUGCCGAAGGUUGCUGCUACUGCUGUUGUGACUAGUGAUGCGCCUACUGGAGGUGCCCUGCCGCUGCACCCAUUCCUGGAUUUCUUGUGAUCCCCACUAAGAUCAUGUACAUGCAUCCAGAUAGAGUGAUCGAGCAGAUCCCGCUUGAGCGCAUCGAGAAGAGGGACCGCAGGCUAGCGUUCGCUCCUGGCAUCGAGCAGAUACCACGGGUGUAUGCUGAUAACCUCCAUCAUACGAUCGACAUACUACUCCUCAUGGUACAGAGGAGGCUGAUCGCCUUAGUCACUCAUGGGAUUGAGCUUGAGUCGGCACCAACAGUGCCUGCAGAACCUCCUGCAGCCAGUAGACGGAGACGGGGCCCAGUGAGGGGCCGAGGGGGAGUUGAUCGAGGGAGGCAGUGCUCACUUUUUGAGGAGUCUUUUGCCAGGUCUAUGACCCCCAAGGACGAGGGAGAGGAGGUUGACUUGUAGUCCAGCAGCUCCAGCGACGACAGUGAUGCACCUCCUCCGCAGCCAAGGAGGAAGAGGGCGAGGAUGGGCUAUUGACGAGGGCUACAAUUUUAUUUUUGUUUUUGUUUUUGAUUUCAUUUUUGUUUUUGUUUUUGUUUUUGUUUUUGUUUUUGUUUUUGUUUUUGUU